AUGGCAAUAGCAGCAAAAGACCUAUAUGCAGACCCUAAGUUCCACAACGAUUACUCGGGUCUCACGUACAACUUUCGAACAUGGCUAUAUGACGUUGCAGUGUUUGUGUUUGACGUAGUGUUCACGAUUUUCUUUAGGGAAAUCAACGUUCGGGGCACGUAUCAUUUGCCCAAAAAGGGUACUCCAACUAUACUCGUUUGUGCGCCUCAUGCGAACCAGUUCAUCGACCCAUGCCUAGUGAUGUCGCAGACCAGGAAGGUUCCCGGUUCCCGUUCCAGACAAACAUGUUUUGUCACAGCAGAGGGUCCGAUGAAGAAGAACAAGUAUGUGAAAUUGUUUGGGUCGUGGACCGGAGCGAUUCCCGUGGCUAGGGCUCAGGAUAAUUUGAAGCCGGUGGACCCUGCAAUUAGAUUGUGGGUUCCCGAUUAUGAAAACGACCCAACACUGGUGAAACUUGUUUCCGUGGAGCCAGAAAGGGUUCCUGUUGAGGCAUCGCGCAGAUUCACUGCAAAGUCCCUGCUUGGCUUGCAAAACUACUUGAGCAAUGCUCAGAUCGAGGCUGUGAUCGACGAUGAAACGAUAAGGCUUCGCAAGCCAUUCGCUGACAAAGAAUCUGUGAGAAAAUGCAUUAGCGAGCCAAGGCCUUUCAUGUACGCUGAGAAAAUCAACAACUCCACGGUGUUCGAAAAUGUGUUCAACCAUUUGCAUACUAAGGGCUGUGUCGGAAUCUUCCCCGAGGGCGGGUCCCAUGAUAGACCAUCCUUGCUUCCAAUCAAAGCUGGUGUCGCUAUCAUGGCAUUGGGUGCCGUCGCUGCAGACCCCACCAUGGAGGUCCACAUCGUGCCAUGUGGAUUGCACUACUUCCACAGGCACAAAUUCAGGUCCAGAGCCACUCUUGAAUAUGGUGAGCCCAUCGUUGUUACUAAGGAAAUGGGGGCGGAGUAUAGCAAGGAUCCCAGAGGAGCUGUAUCCACCCUUUUGAAAACCGUGGAACAGGCUCUUUAUUCUGUAACGGUGAAUGCUGAGGAUUACGAAACUUUGGUUGCAGUGCAAACGGCAAGACGACUCUACGACCCUUCGAAAUGGUUGGAUCCCAAUAUUGCAAGAUACUCAAGCAAUGGUGGCUCUGGCCACGAGAGAAUACCAUUGUCGGUAGUCGUCGAGAUGAAUAGAAGGCUCUUGUUAGGAUACUCCAAAUAUAAAGACGAACCUCGUAUUCAACAACUCAAGAGGGAUAUCCAAAAGUACAAUUCCAUGCUCUUUUCAAUGGGUUUGAAGGAUCAUCAGGUCGCGAAAUUGCAACCAGGAGACAAGAAAUGGACUGUGCUGAUGACCCUGUUGUUCAGAGCCAUCCAGGUCUACUUUAUGGUUCUUCUGGCGUUGCCCGGGACCAUAUUGUUCAGCCCAAUCUUUUUGACAUGCAAAUACUUUUCUCGUAAGAAGGCCCUUGAAGGGCUCAGAAAGUCUGCCGUGAAGAUAAAGGGCCAGGACUUGCUCGCUACUUGGAAAAUCGUCGUCGCACUAACUAUGGCACCAACAUUAUACCUUGUCUAUUCAUUGAUCAUGGUAUAUCUGACCAGAAAAUACCCAUCGAUAUACGACUGGUUAACGGUUCCUCAUUUCGUCUUCAAUAGCAAGGUAUUGUACUUCUGCCAUUGCUAUUUCGUUUUGAUGCUAACGACGUACAUUAGCUUCAAGACCGGUGAAAAGGGUAUGGACAUCGUUAAGUCACUACCACCAUUACUUGUUUCAUUAUUCUAUCCUCAGAGAACGUGUAAGAAGAUAAAGGAAACCAGAACGAAGUUAAGUCAAGACGUCACAUCAAUCUGCAAUGACUUGGGCCCAACCGUAUUCCCUGAUCUUAUGCCAAAGAGCGCUCCAAGCGAAAAUAAGGAGCAAGAAGGAGAAAGGGAAACCAAAGUGGAAAUGGAACCUAGGCAAGAUGCAGAAGCGAAGCAUAAGGAAGAAAAAGAAGACGAAGACAAUGAUAAUGAUAAUGAUAACGACAGCGACAAUGAUAAUGACAAUGACAAUGACAAUAUUUCAAGCUUUAGAAGCCGUGCGUUGUCAAUUGGUUCUGUAGAUUCGAGAGCCUCAAAUGCUCUAUCGCAGGUUAACUCCAGAGGAUCUUUGACUGAUGUGCCCAUUUUUUCUGAGGGUUCUCAUGCAAAUCUAAUAACUGAAGUAGAAUUCUCUGAGAAUCCUAUUAGCGUUGAGCCACGCAGCAUACAUUCCACAAUAUCUUCAUUGAUAAUGAAGCGGAGAUGGAAGAAUAAGGAGGAGUAA
This is a messenger RNA of Kluyveromyces marxianus DMKU3-1042, 2286 nucleotides long. It is a transcript of the gene GPT2, whose product is annotated as bifunctional glycerol-3-phosphate/glycerone-phosphate O-acyltransferase GPT2. NCBI's taxonomy places the organism in Eukaryota, Fungi, Ascomycota, Saccharomycetes, Saccharomycetales, Saccharomycetaceae. Gene Ontology annotation, cellular component: endoplasmic reticulum membrane. Gene Ontology annotation, biological process: phospholipid biosynthetic process. Bases 1 to 2286 code for a protein of 761 amino acids. The record is from RefSeq and is a predicted model, not a curated record. The transcript has a single exon. Gene Ontology annotation, molecular function: glycerol-3-phosphate O-acyltransferase activity; glycerone-phosphate O-acyltransferase activity.